CGAUUUUCGGUAAAGCAUUUGUGCUUGUUUCCCGUCUUUGGGUUGUUUGCUCGCUCGCUCGCUUGCUCGUCCACUAGAUCUGAUUCCACAACUCCCGAGGCUUCAAAACACGAGUUUGAAACGCGUCUCCACCUCCUCGAUCCGGUGCCCGUUGGACCCAGAUCCACCCGAGUCCGCCCACUCUUGCGUGAACUGACUUUGUUCCAUUGUACCCCAUGGCCUCCACUUCAUCUACCAGCACUUCAACCUCGGCCGUCCCGCCUCUGGCUCCGUCCACUUCGACGGACGUAGCCAUGAGCGAAUCCUCGCGGAGUAGUAGUCGUAUUGCCAGUGGGGGUGGUCACGGGGCUAAUGGAGCCUUGGGAGGACCCAGCACGCCCUCCACGAUGUCUUUCAGUGAAAUCCGCGUGUCGCAAUUGGACGAAUUCGGCACACCCACGCCGAAAUAUGAUUUUGCCGUCAUCAUGGUGGCCGAAUAUGAUCCUGAGGGCAUGUUGAUCAAACUAUACAACCCGGCGAGUUUGUCCCAGGGUCGGGUGGAGCAAGAGUUUUUGGUCAAGCAGUCGGUGGAAUCGGCUCGUGUGGGUCGGCAAGGCAUCAUUUUCCACUUGGACGUGGAAACCAUCCUCUUGAGGUUUCAAUCCGAGGAACCGGCCCGAAAAUUCACGCAGAUGGUGAAUAGUAUCAGAUCCGGUACCCAAGUUUCAGUGUUCAAAGAACGAACCGAAGAUUCAUCCGCCAUGCAGUAUUUCCAGUUUUACGGUUACCUGUCCCAGCAACAAAACAUGAUGCAGGAUUACAUCCGAACCUCGACGUACCAAAGAGCCAUUCUCUCCAAUUUGGCCGAUUUUCGCGAUAAGAUCGUUUUGGAUGUGGGUGCUGGAUCGGGAAUCUUGAGCUUCUUCGCUCACCAAGCCGGGGCCAAGAAGGUAUACGCUGUUGAGGGUUCCAGCAUUGCCAAACAUGCCGAAGCUUUGGUCAAGAGCAAUCGAGUGGAUCAAUGCAUCCAGGUGAUAUCUGGUAAGAUCGAAGAGAUUGAACUGCCAGAAAAAGUGGAUAUGAUCAUCUCGGAGCCCAUGGGCUACAUGCUGCUGAACGAACGCAUGCUUGAGACCUAUCUGCACGCUAAGAAAUGGCUCAAACCUUCGGGCAAGAUGUUCCCCUCUCUUGGGGAUUUGCAUGUGGCCCCAUUCCAAGAUGAGGCUCUCUACAUGGAGCAAAUCAACAAGGUCAACUUCUGGUAUCAGGAGUUCUUCCACGGAGUGAAUCUGAGCUCCCUGAGAGAUGCUGCCUUGAAGGAAUAUUUCCGUCAACCUAUCGUCGACACCUUUGACAUACGUAUCUGCAUGGCCAAGACCCAGAAGCACACCAUUGAUUUCCAAAAGGCCCACGAAACGGAUCUCCACCGAAUCGAAAUCCCUCUAGAAUUUCAUCUCCUCGAAUCGGGAACCGUGCACGGGUUGGCCUUUUGGUUCGACGUGGCCUUCAUCGGCACGGGAUCCACCGUGUGGCUCUCGACUUCGCCCACGGAACCAUUGACUCACUGGUAUCAAGUGCGGUGUCUUCUGGACACGCCCAUUUUUGUCAAGCAAGGUCAGAUCAUGACAGGCAAAGUCCUGAUGGUGGCCAACAUGAAGCAGAGCUACGACGUCACAAUUGAAUGCCAGGUCAUGGGAACAAAUAUUAAGUCCACAAACUCGCUCGAUUUGAAGAACCCGUACUUCCGUUACACUGGGGUUCAACCUGCACCCCCGCCAGGCGAGAACCACACGUCGCCUAGUGAGAACUAUUGGUCCCAAGUGGACAUGCAAGGAGCACGGCAGGCCAUGAACUUGGUGAACGGAAUGAUCGUAGAUGGCCUAGGUCACGUGUCUCUGGACAACAACACAGCCAACGUGCCCACCAACCUGUCUGCCUCCGCCAAUAUCCAUCAAGGAUCGAUUCCAGCCACUGGCCGGAAGCAACAGGCAUCCACGGCCAACAGCGUACCGAACGCGUCGAGCAACGGCACCACGCCCAUUCCGCCCACAAGUGCUGCCAAUUCGCUCCAAUUCAAUCAGCUCAUCGGUGGGGGUGUCAGUCCUAGUCUGAUCUCACAAGGCUCUGCCAAUAUGAUGAUCGGGGACUAUAUGCAAGGACAAAGCGGCACUAACUUGAUGAAUGCCAUGAGUGGGAGUCAUGGAUCUAUGCCGCAACCCGCUCAUGCCAGUACAUCGGCCUCCACGGCUAAUUUAAGACACUAAGCGCCGUGCGGACUAGAAAAAAAAACCACAAUCCAGAAUUCACGAUGACUGACCUCUCCCGAAUUUGAGAAUCACAACCCUAACACCAACCAUCUCCUCUACUAUACGGUUCAUGCGGAUCGGAUCUGCGUGUUUCUUUGUUACUCACAUUUUAUCUCUUUUUUUUAAAGUAGAGGAGGAUGGAUAUUGCUCAACAUAUUCCCUACCGUAUCGUUCCCUUUUUCUCUUGAAACCCUCUGAAAUGAGCAAACGAAGCAUUCAUAGUUGAUCUAUCGUUUUUGUGCAUAAUAUUACGAGGCUUGCGACGGUUCUCUUCGUGAUCUUGGCAAUUUCUCAUAACCUCAAUCUAAUCUUGUACAUUUAAGAAACAAAACACAUUUUAUUCCCCACUAGAGUAGCCUAUCAUUUUCCCUUCCUUGUAUUGAAGAUACCCACAGCCUAAUUUGGAACCGUCUUCAUAGUAGCCCUUUGAUCAAAUCAACAUUCCGAAUUCAGCUCUUUACAAACCACACCAGAUGACCAAGUAUAGUGACUCUUGUAUCAAUUUGACACGGUUCCCACUUCUCUCAGCCAGACUGGUCACGACUUUAUGCGAUUGAUGUUUGGAAAAUGGACAACCUUAACGAUCACAAUCUCCACACAUGCAUCAACAUUAUUAUCUUUCCUUGUUCGGAGAGGCGAAAUACACAAACAGAUUGCUGACCUUGUGGGUCAAUGAUCGUGGUCUCUUUGAA
This is a messenger RNA of Tigriopus californicus, 2977 nucleotides long. RefSeq names its product histone-arginine methyltransferase CARMER-like (gene Art4). Gene Ontology annotation, biological process: peptidyl-arginine methylation. The coding region runs from base 216 to 2243 and encodes 675 amino acids. The transcript has 6 exons. Gene Ontology annotation, molecular function: protein-arginine N-methyltransferase activity. NCBI's taxonomy places the organism in Eukaryota, Metazoa, Arthropoda, Copepoda, Harpacticoida, Harpacticidae. The record is from RefSeq and is a predicted model, not a curated record.